AUGGGCAACAAUUAUUCCGUUGAAGGCAUCACGUCCCGAGAUCUCGAGCGUUGGGAACGCGACGGUCGCCCCGUCAUGGUCGACCGGCAGCGUCGCCGCCGGAGUCCAGGCGGGCAAUCCCACACCAGGCGUUCAGUUCGAAUCGUCCGUGAUGACGGGUAUGGCGGCAGCGGAGGUGGAUUCCAGCGAGAUCACAGCUACCCGCGACGGCCGAGGGGGGAGAGCUGGUCGGGAUGGCGUCGAGACGCGUUCCCCCCAUCUCUGUCCACGCGCAGUGCUGCAGGGAGGCACCAAGCCGAUACGGUCUUUGUGCCGGCGUCCGGAGCACGACCUGGCGGCGGCAUGUACCGUCAUGACACAUUCCGUGGCACCGACACAGUAUUUCACGGUCCCCGGGUGUUCGACUGCGGUUCGCGGUUUGCGAGAGGUCCAGGUCCAGUGAUGGUGCAACAAGACUGGGUCGACCCGCCGCCUCGUCGCCCUCGCCCUCGCCAUCACUCCACGCCACCACCGUCAUACCGUGGUCCGCGGGACGACUUUCGAGGACACAAUCCCCAUUUCUCUGACGGCCAUCGCAUGCCACACACGCCGCCGUUCGAUGGUGGCCACCGAGGACCUUACAUGUCAGGCGGCCUGGGGAGAGGGGGCCCCGUGGGAGGAGGCGCGCGAGGAGCACCACCACCACCAGAAAGAGGACCUGAGAGACGGCGCAUUGGGUUCAGGGACGAGUUGCUGUUGGAGGAUGGGAGGGCUGAAUGA
Molecule: messenger RNA, 759 nt
Organism: Fonsecaea multimorphosa CBS 102226
Lineage: Eukaryota; Fungi; Ascomycota; Eurotiomycetes; Chaetothyriales; Herpotrichiellaceae
Exons: 1
Coding region: 1-759 (252 amino acids)
Source: RefSeq, a predicted model, not a curated record